ACGGACCGACGGGACUAAACUCUGGAAGUGUCCCACCCGUGUUGGUGUUGUGGCUGACCACCAUAUUUCAUCAUUAAAUCGCUCGUUGCUCCUCGCGAUCCGUAUAAAUAGCAUGACCAACACACCUGUAGGGCAUCAGUCUUCAUCCGUCCAGUCAACCUAGCUAUCGUAUUAUAUUCCAUCAUCGCCAGCGAUUAACUCAAAAUCAAAAUGAGCAUCAAAAUGUCACUGUUCGCCGUCGUCGCCUGCUGUCUGGUCGCCAUGUCCGUCGCCGCCCCGUCUGGCUUGGUUCCCGCGCCACUCGUGGCCGCCGCACCGGUCGUGGCCGCCCCCGCCCAACCCGUGGUCACUGCCUACAGUUCGCAGUACGUGGCCAGAAACUACAACGGCAUCGCAGUCGCGCCCGCCGUCGUCCCGUCUGCGGCCGUUGUCGGCUACCCAGCACCCGCACCCAUCUACGCACCCGCCGCCUACGCCUACCCUAGUCCGCUGGUCCAAGACUACUUGUUCUGAACUUCCGUUUCCGGGCGACAGUUCAGCGCGCACGGCAGUAAACGCGCGGCAGCGACAUUUCAGUAGUGCGUCGAAGUCUAUCUGUCAUGAACUUCACUCAUUCUUCAUCUCGCACUCAUCUUUAUACCUUUAUUAUAUUUUAUCUAUACAUAUUAUAAAAACAAUAUUUGUUUAAUUCAUAUUAUACUGCUGUCAUGUUUAUUUUGACAACUCCUUAAGUAAAAUUUUCAAAAAAUAAAUAAACCAAAAAAGCGUUUACUCUUCACAAAC
Messenger RNA from Diuraphis noxia (Russian wheat aphid), 783 nucleotides. RefSeq lists its product as uncharacterized. The record is from RefSeq and is a predicted model, not a curated record. Lineage: Eukaryota; Metazoa; Arthropoda; Insecta; Hemiptera; Aphididae.